AUGAAAGAGAGCGGGAAAAAGUCAAUUGGUGCCUCUGUGAUCCAACAGCCAUCAACAAAUGAUAUAGGGAACAGCAAGGAGAUGGGAGAUAAAAGAGCAGUUGGAAUGAAGGUAGCAUCAACGGAGACUGCAGAGGCUGUCCAUCAUAGUGGUCUUACAACCAAGGAAACUGAUAUUGAGCAUCAUAACAAGGCUCUACACCCAUCUGUGGUUAUGAAUUCCGAGCCUUUUAGAAGAGGUAAGAUUGAUUUGACCACCACCAUGCCCUCUCGACAUCCGCAGCAAGCCUCUCACUAUCCCUCUUCCACCAACCCUCUGUCUUCACCAUCAAGACGUCAGUCAUACCCACAUGGGGUAGAUUUAUCUACAGGGCAUGCCAGUGGCUUUCCUGGUUAUAGGUUUGGUGAUACAAGAGAGGGCAAUAUGAUGCCACGUAACCCUCAUUUUCACUCCCACAAUCCCUACCACUCACCCCAAACUCAACUACAAAACCCACAAUCCACAAACAAAUUACAAAUGUAUACUCACCCCCAUGCUCAUGACUUGGAUGACAGACUUGAUUGGGCAGCUACCAUUAAUAGACCCACCAAGGAUAUGAUGCAGUCCAGUACUUCUCCAGGUAGACAUAAACUCAGUCAUUCAGAGCAGAGACAAAGGAUGCAGUCUCCAACUGACAUUUUGCACAAUCGCCAACCGUUCACUAACCAGCAAGUUCCUCAUCAGAACACUUACUAUGACAUGAAAAUGUGGGAGUUAACACACUCUGGUAGAGAGAGUGUAGGGAUGUUGGAGGGGGACCCUUACCAGAGAAGUCAACAGCCACCUCCUGCUUCCCCCCAAUUGGUUCCAACAGCUCCACCAGUCUCCAACAUUCUUGAAUCAGCUGUCUCCCGAGUGGUUACAGAAGAAAUCUUUAAAUCACUCCAUCCAACACCUACACCCAAUUCCAUGAAAACAGCUGGUCACAGUAUUGGUGGCAAUGUCAAUUCAGUGAUGCCACAGAGCCAUCGACCAAAUAAAACUGGUGGUUCUGGGGACACUAAUCCGUUAAUGUUGAGGAGGAGAGUUCGAUCUUUCAUUUCCCCUAUCCCUGCCAAGAGGCAGCAUCAGGAUGUAUCCCAGCAAAGGAGUGCCCCUAGUUCAUAUCACUCACCUUUGGCCUACUCUGAAUCCAGCCUCCAAAAUGAAGAUGACUCAUCCAGUUCAGAUAUAACUACACUUGGUUCACCUAAUACUCCUUGUCCCACACCUGGACAAAACACUUAUUCACAAUCCUCCUCACCUGUUCAGGGUAAAAAGAGUCUGCCUCCAAGAAAAGGGAGAGGUUUGAAACUGGAGGCUAUUGUUCAGAAAAUUACACCAAAUGUGAAGAAAUCUACUAACAGCAGCCAUGCCGAUGUUGACUCAAAUUAUUUUGCUGGAUUUUCUCACACUGAAAUGUCACAGUUUACUGACACACAGGACGAAGAGGAAUGCUUACCUUAUCUAGAUGAAAGUAUCUCAUUAAGUGACAUUAUGCCCUACAGAGGGGUUGAUGAGACUGGACCGUUACCUCCCACCGCAUACCCCUGUGAUCCUCACCAGACAUCACAAGUUCUUAAACGUGGACAACAGGAGCUGUUACAAAAUCUUUGCAGCAGACUUUGA
Coregonus clupeaformis (lake whitefish) is the source of this 1647-nucleotide messenger RNA. Its product is annotated as transcription factor 20-like. NCBI's taxonomy places the organism in Eukaryota, Metazoa, Chordata, Actinopteri, Salmoniformes, Salmonidae. Gene Ontology annotation, biological process: regulation of transcription by RNA polymerase II. The transcript has a single exon. The record is from RefSeq and is a predicted model, not a curated record. The coding region runs from base 1 to 1647 and encodes 548 amino acids. Gene Ontology annotation, cellular component: nucleus.